AUACGUCUGUUUUCAUUGAUCGUGCAAUUUGAUUUGUACGCGGAAAAGCGUGUAAUACAUACGAGUUUAAGGAUUUUAUUUUGGUGUCAAUAUUGAUCAAGUGUUAAUCAACCAUGUCUCAAAAAAACUCGGGAGCAUCGACGUCCGCGGGAAGCUCGGCAAAAUUCAAAAUUCUUCAGAGUGAAAAAGUAGGAAGAUAUAUGGUAGCUAAUGAGCAAUUGAAAGCAGGCGUAGAAGUCAUUACAGAAAUGCCUUUUGUAGUCGGUCCAAAGGCAUUCACGUAUCCUUUAUGUCUUUCCUGUUAUACACCAUGGCCUCCAACAUUAAACAAUAAACCUCUUUGCUCAAAAUGCGCUUGGCCUGUUUGUUCAAUAGAAUGUGAAAAUCAACCACAACAUAAAGAUUACGAAUGUCAGGUAUUUGCGCAAGCCAAUGAGAAAUUUAACGUACAGGCUGCUUUAGAAGAACCGAACGAACAUGGAGUACCGCAAUUAGAGUGUAUAACGCCGUUGAGAUUACUUUUAGAAUCAGAGAAAAAUCCUGAACGAUGGAACAAUGAAGUGAAGAAUAUGGAAUCUCAUAAUAAAAUAAGAAGCCAAAAGAAACAGUGGAAAUUGAACCAUGUUAACGUGGUGGAAUAUAUAAGGAAACGACUUAAAUUAGACAGGUUUUCAGAGGAACAAAUUCAUACAGUUUGUGGCAUUUUAGAAAUUAAUACUUUCGAAAUUCGGACAGCGAAAGGAUUUAGUGCGAGAGCACUUUAUCCAACAGUGGCUUUAAUGAAUCAUUCAUGUGUUUCUAAUACAUGUCAUAGCAUUUCGCCGACCGAUUACAGAAUACGAUUGCGUACUACAAUCGAAGUUCCUCCAGAUGGUGAACUUUAUGGAAGUUACACACACUCGUUACUUCCGACUAUGUUGAGAAGAGAACAUCUUCUUGAAGGAAAACACUUCGCGUGUGCCUGUCCAAGAUGUUCAGACCCUACUGAACUUGGAACACAUAUGUCUUCAUUGAAAUGUAACAAGUGUGAUAAUGGAAUUGUGUUAUCUUUAGAUUCUCUGGAUCCAGAUAGUUCAUGGAAAUGCACACAUUGUGAAUUUACAACUUCCGGAAAAGCAGUUCGAAAAGCAUUACAAAUUAUGCAGGCAGAUGUAGACGCAGUGGAGGCCAUCAGCGGUGCUAAUGGAGCCGAUGCCAUUCAAGAAAGAGAAACAAUAAUGAAGAAGUAUCGUUCAGUUUUACAUCCACGGCAUGCUUUCCGUACAAUGUUGAGACAUUCGUUGACACAAAUGUACGGUCGUGUAGACGAAUACCUCCUAGACGAUUUGCCAGACGUCGUGCUAGAACACAAAAUCGAUAUGUGUAGGUUAUUGCUUCAAGUAUUGGACGUCAUAGAACCUGGUUAUUCUCGUAUAAGAGGAAUGACACUGUACGAGCUCCAUGCACCUUUACUUUUUAUUGCAAAGACGCAAUGGAAUGCCGGAGUACUUGACGAAGCUGCCUUAAAAUCGAAAAUGAUAGAGGCUUCCCACAUUUUGAAGGAAGCUGUAACAAUUUUAUGUUUAGAACCACCAGAUACACCGGAAGGUCAAAUAGGUAUCGUCGCAAAAGAAUCUUUGGCUCAACUUGAGGAAUCCAUCAACAAUUUAUAAAUAUUUAUUGUACAUACAUAAAACAUUGUAUGAAAGUAUUUCUAUAUUAAUAAAUACAUAUAAGUC
Molecule: messenger RNA, 1718 nt
Organism: Eufriesea mexicana
Lineage: Eukaryota; Metazoa; Arthropoda; Insecta; Hymenoptera; Apidae
Product: protein msta
Exons: 9
Coding region: 114-1652 (512 amino acids)
Molecular function (GO): protein binding
Source: RefSeq, a predicted model, not a curated record